AAAACAGGAAGGUUGCCUGUUUAUACACAGUAGUUCAGCUUCUAAUUGAGAUCAACAACACAUCUUGUCAUUUGAAAGAAUAGCAUUGCUCAAAAUGCCGAAGGUUCUGGAGAAUAUAGUGACCAUGGUGAAGCAGCACCCAGAUGGGAUCCCCCUUAAAAAGCUGGCUGUAUUCUACAACCAGACCUACCGCAAGAACCUGACUUUAUCAACCCUGGGUUUCGACUCCAUGGCUAGCCUGGUAGCCUCUCUGGACGGGGAUCUGGUUGUGGAGGGGGAACUGGUGUUUUGCAAGUUCAAUCGCCAUGAUAGUCGGAUCGUAACUGGAGCUGGAGCAUCAGCAAAAGCUACAGAAGACAAGAAGACUGAGAACGUUCUAGAAAAUAUUGUGGCCAUGAUGACAGAACACCCAGAUGGGAUUCCUCUGAAGAUGGUGGCUAUAGUCUACAGCCAAAAAUAUCGCCACAACCUGGCCUUAACCUCUUUGGGCUUCAAAACUAUUUCCUGCCUGGUAGCAUCUUUAAAAGAAGAUCUAGUUGUAAAUGGGGAUUUGGUGUUCCAUAAGAUUCACCAGCCUCAAAAUCAGCCUGUUGCUGGGAAGCCAGCAAAAGCCACAGACGACAGCAGGCCUGCAACACCACAGAGAACUGAAACACUUAUUGGGAAGAGUAGCGCUACUCAAAGUGUUACAGUGCCAGAGGUGGAUGUCAACUCUCACUAUGUGCCUUCCAAUCAGGCAGGAAUUAACUUUUUAGGUCCUCCUUUGAUUAGCACUGCCUCUUUAUUCUCCACCGACUGUCUUCCUGUUAACCUACUCUUUACUGCGCCCAAGCCAGCUGAGAAAUUGAGCCAACAGCAGCUGUACCAAAGGGUCCUAGAGGUGAUAAAGAAGUACCAGUUGAGGGCUCCAUCAAUGGAAGAGCUCCAAACCUGCUAUUUUAAGAGGUUUAAUGAAGAGCUCCCUAUCACACAGUACAUGUCUCUGUAUGACAACUGGGAAGCAUCUUGCCCCAAGAAGCUACCCUCUCAAUCUGAACCAACAGCAGAUCCAAAUACUGUUGUAUUGCAGACAACUACAGUAGCACAGGGUCUUACGCAAGAGCCUGAAGAGGAACGGCAGCAACAGGCCAUUGCGUCCAACUUCCUCUCGGACUCUGACUUUCCAGUGCUGGGGGCAGAUGUGAGCUCGACCAAAGAGAAGAAGAGCAACAUUAGAGAUGCAACCCAGAAAAAAGGCAGUGCCACUGUCUUUAGAGAAGGUUAUCAUGCCCAGCUGAGAGAGGUCCAUGGAGCUAAUAUGCGGGCAGUAGAGGCUGUAGUGCAGGAUGAGGAGGAGCUCACAGGGAGAAGGCGGAACCGAGUCCUGGAUCAGGAUUCUGUCAACAGUUUAAUGGAAGAUGUGAUACGAGACAUAGCUGCUGAGGGAGAGCUGGUCACCAAAGAGAAGGUGAUAUCCAGGGUGUGUAGGCUUAUGCAGAUUCCCUCUUUGGAUGCAGGAAGGAUACAACCCUGGAAGAUUCCGGCUUUAAAAGACCUUCAAUACCUCAUAAGAGAGAUCAACAUGUUCAUAGAGUCUACUGAAGCAGUGACAUCCAUCUGUACCCUGUAUGAGCUGGGCCAGUCACUAGCUGGGCUGAAGGACAAGAAGCACUAUGAAGAGCUGAACUUGGGGCCCCUCUGCAAACUCCCCCUCAUCCACCGCAUGUUCAAGAUUGACAGUAACACUAAGGAUGAUGAUAUCCACCAGAUCGAGACAGUUGACAUCUUAAAGCAAAUUCGAGUUUUUAGGAAGCAGCAGAACAAGCCAAAAGUGGACCUGGCUGAGUUCAUGAAGUAUCUGUCCGACCACUACAACUGUGAAUCUCCCUACGAGCUGGGUAUCAGGAUACACAGCCUUGGGCUGCCCAUAGGGACCUUACUGAAGGUGAGUCGAUGUGAGCACUUGAUAAUGGACCAAGCCAGGGAGGUCAUCCAGAAAGAGCUGCAGGAUGAGACCUACGAGCGGCUGAGAAAGAUAAAGAAGACCGUGUUGGAGCCAGUGCAAGGAGCAUCUUCCUUCUCCACGGGAAGCUUAGACCUCAGGAAGAAGUACGCUUCUAUGACUGCAGCCGAGGUAGCGCUGGCAGUCUUCUCAAACGCAGAGGGGGUGUUCAGUCCCAAGAUGGCUAAGCACAUCCAGAACUUCCUGCUGCAGGUGUCAGGUAACCGUCUGGCAACAGCUCUGUUUCAGCUGGCCAUCUGUGGAGGCUCCCUGGCUGUCCCACAGGACCUGGUGCCCAAAGAUAAGACAUCCAACACCACCGAACAAACUAAAAAUGAAGACAAACCCACCACAUCCCUCCCCAGUGAAGCAAAAGUGAAACAGUACCUUAAAGACAGCCUGUCCUCACAGCACACAGCCAUCACUUUGGCCCACAUGGCCUCUUUGGAGAGGAAGUUGACCAAACACUUCCAGGUCAACAAUUUCCUCUCUUUAGAGCAAGGCAACUUUCUGGAGUACCUGGUUAAACACAUUCAGCUCCUGCAGGACACACUGGGGUCUACUUUGCCUCUGAGCAGUGGCAGCAUGGAACUUGUGGGCAGUGGUUUCAGACCCACCAGACAAGACGUGUUUGAGUUCAUCACACAGUGUGGUGACAUAACAUCCACUGAUCCAGAAGAACUCUCCCACAUUGAGUCAGCACUGAGAUCCCACUACCGGGUCCGGGACAGUCGUGACCUAGGCUACGGCACUCUGCAAAUGCUGGCUGGCCUGGUCCAACGCCAGAGAGGGCUGAAUGGAGGAGGACAGAGCCAGGUCUACUACGAGUCAGCCCUGUUUGCCAAACACAGCAAUUCAAGUGUUGAAGGUGGGUGUGGAUCAGUGGGACGGCUAGGUGAGAUGUCCAAGGCGCACGCUCUGGCCAGCUUGCUCUCCUGCCCUCUGCUAGAAGAUUUAAGUGAGUGGAGCCAAUGGGAGCUGAUCUUCAAACCCCUUCAUGGCUCCCUCAAAGAUUUCAUUGAAAGAAAUGCAGCUAAUACAGGCCUGGCAGCGUUGGAGGUGACACCAGGUUUGCUCCUCAGGAUCACCACGCACACAGGAGACAAGCAUUUCUCCAGUGCAGCGAUGGCCCUCGACUCCAUCAGCACAGCUGGCCACCUUGUGUCCAUGGUAGUAGCUGAUGGGAUCGUCAAUGCUCCCACAGCCCUCCUGGCCAAUCACAUGCAGAGCUCCCUGGCAGCAGCUGUGGGCAAAGAAGAUUUGUCCCAGUCUGAAGAGGAUGUGUCAUGUUACAGCAGAGUGGCCAAAUUCCUCUUGGCAUGUUUGACAAGAAUCCCCACCAGAAUCUGCCAGGCUCUUUUGCAGCAGGUGUUUCUGGAGCCUUUCUCGCUUGUCUUGGGCCAGGCCAAGUCUAAACAGGUCCUGAUCACUGUAGCUCAGUCUGACCUGAGGCACAUGAACUGUCUGCAUCGGCUUGGUAUCCUCCUGGGCAUCACAGACUGGAUCAAAGACUACCAGAAAAAACUGAACCCACAACAGAUCCAAAGCUGCAACACACAAACAGCACCUGUGGAACAGGCCAAGCCUAAUUUGAAAGAUUCUGAGACCAUCAGUCUGUCAGCUCUAAAUAUCAAUGAAGAUGAUUAUCUUGAGGAUAACACAAUGGACAACAGCUUUGCCUCCUCCCAUCUCAACCAGAGCCUACAACAAGUCAAUGGCGAGAAAGACGUAGUGGUUGAGGACAUAGAGGAUGAAGAGGAGCUGUAUGAGUUGUCCUCAAUGCCUAACGGAGAGACAUCAGACGUCAGCAGUGAAGCUGAAGGGAGCCCGGACGAGGAACAGUCAGAAAUGUCUGAUUCUGAUGAAAUGGAUGCUGCCAGCUGCCAAUCAACGACCACAUUAGGCUUCCAAAAAGCCAUCAUUGAGGACAUUAGGAAGAAUGAGUUUGGUAUUGGUGUGGAAUUGACCGCUGAAGGCCAGAAGCUGAUGCAGGUCCAACAGGACAGGCUGGGCCGCAGUUUAGACCGCCUCUCCACCGAACUCUACAGCAAAGACACACACUUUGUCCUGGAACUCAUUCAGAAUGCUGAUGACAACAGUUACCCAUCAGAAGUUGGUGUCAUUCCAGCGCUGGCCUUUGUGGUGGAGAGAGACAGCAUCUCCGUUCUCAACAAUGAGAUCGGCUUCCAGGAGACGAACAUCAGGGCCAUCUGUGAUGUGGGUCGCAGCACCAAGGGCAAACACAAAUAUGGAUACAUAGGUCAAAAGGGCAUCGGCUUCAAAUCAGUGUUCAAAGUCACAGACCGUCCGGAGAUUCACUCCAAUGGCUUCCACUUGCGCUUCGACAAGACCUGCGGCCCCAUGGGAUACAUCCUCCCCCACUGGACUGAAGAUGAGAAGCUUCUAGACUCACAGCUGAAGGACAUGAAUCAGCACAGGUGGACCACUAAGAUCUACCUUCCUCUACGCUCCGAAAGCCAUCAGACCAGAAACCUGUUUCAGGACGUGCACCCAUCCCUGCUGCUCUUCCUGCACCGCCUGCGCUCCAUCUCGAUCUACAAUCAGAGUGAGAAGCGUCUUGUGACAAUGACUCGGAAAGAUCUGAGUCACAAUGUGUUAGAGGUGGAGCACACAGAUGGCAUUGAGCGCUGGCUAGUGGUCAAAACUAUGGUGCAGCCCAAGAAGAUCAAAGAGGAUGUUGAGUCCACCGAGCUUGCCCUGGCUUUCCAGCUUGACAGCAACGUUACAGAAAGUGACAUUGUAUGCCAGCCGCAGAAACAGCCUGUCUUUGCUUACCUGCCCCUUCGCAGUUUUGGCUUCCGUUUCAUCAUCCAAGGUGACUUCGACAUCCCUUCCUCUCGUGAAGAUGUUGACAGAGACAGCUCAUGGAACCAGUCGCUUCGAUCUGAGAUACCACAACUCUUCCUCCAGGCCAUGGAUGUCUUCACUGAUCACCCAGAGUUCAAGGGGCUGAAGGGCCUCUCCCAGUUCCUGCAGUUUAUCCCCCUGCCUGACGAGGUGUUGGACUUCUUCAAGCCUGUUGCUGGGAAGAUUAUUCAGAUGCUCAAGGGCAAGGCAUUCCUGCCUACACUCAGCUCAGAUGGUAAGGUUGUGUACAAGCUGCCUUCCCAAGUGGCCGUCUGUCACGACGCCGUGAUCCGUGACGUGAUUGGCGGAGACGAGCUAGAAAGGCAUCUGUCUCUGUCCUAUCUCCAUCCGGGUUUGAGCCCUGCACCACCCUCCUCCCUGCUCACUCACCUAGGAGUUAAAUACCUGCGGGGAUCCGAUGUUACCACAGUAACCACAGCCAUGGCCAGGGAGCUAAUGGAAGGCAUCCAUUCAGGCCCUCUGUCUGCAUUGUACAAGGAUGUAAAUGUAGUUCACCCCUCUCUGCUGAGUUGUGUGGAGCCUCUGGAAAGUCAGCAGGUUCGGGAGCUGCUGAAAAGACUCGGAGUUCACGAACUGGAGCCUCAAGAACUACUGGAGCAGCACAUCUACCCUUCAAUACAGAACAACAAAUGGAAGUCAAAGCCAGAGUCAGUGGUGGUGAGUUACUUGGUUUUCAUCAAACUGCAUUCCUCCUCCAGCCAGCAGUACUCAGACUUUGCAGUACCCGUCCUCACCAGCAGGGGUCUGCUGUGCCCGGCCACUGAAAGGGUGCACUUCUCUGAGGAGUACGGCAACAUCAACCUGCCAAAGAAACUGCCUGGCUGUGAUUGGGUCUUGCUGGACCCCUGCUAUGUGCAGACAGAUGACGAUGUAGAAGGAUGGAGGAAGCUGUUUAGCACCCUGGGAGUCAGAGACGGUCUCAUCAUCCGCAAAGAGAGACAAACACUCACUGCUAAAGAACUGACCUCCAGUCCCUGGUCAGUAGAAAGUGCAAUGUGGCACCAAAAUCCAGGAGAGGGCUUUGUGCUUGAUGACUACCCCUGCCAGGAGUUUUAUUCCCUGGCCACAGCCCAGCUGCCCGGCCACCUCCUCUUGCAGCAGAGAAUGUCAUUGCUGGAGCUUCUGGCGACAAACUGGGAUACAGGACAUUGCUACUCUCAGUACCUCACAGCUCAGGUGAUUGACAGCGAUGGACAAGCGAUCAAAAGCACCAAGUCCUCCUUCUACCACUUCUUGCGUUAUCUUGAAUGGGUACCAGCCUAUCGCCCCAUGGAAGGAGAACAGCAAGAGCGAAAGUACCUCUGUCCAAACUCAGUCUACCUGACCUCACCUGAAGUCACCAGCCUGCUGGGGACUCAUGUCUGUUAUGUGGACAUAGACCCCAGCGAGUUUAGCAGAGCUCUUGGAAUGAGACAAAGUAUCUCAGUGGAUGAUCUGAUAAACUACCUGAAGAAGUGGUGUGUCAAACCAGAAGCAGAUGACCAGGAGCAGAGACUACCUGAGGACGAGUUAGAGGGGGCAAAUUUCUCUUCCACAGUUGAGCACAUCCACAACGUCUACACCUAUCUGUAUAAUAACUGUCCCCAGAGCAGCCUGAAGGAUUUGUUCCAGCAUACCCCUGCUGUAUUCAUAGAGUACGACAGGCGAAAUGAGUGGUGUUCAGGACGUUUCUACCACCUAAAGGAGGUGUGCUGGAGUGACCCGACGGUAGUUUUCCAGCGCUACAGACCGCUGACUCACGCACCAGACAGCCCUGUCCAGCAGCCCAAAGUCCUGGCUCCCUUCUACAAACCACUGGAUGGCAUGAAAUUCUUCUUCACCAAACUGCUGAAUGUGGAUCUCAGUCCCAAUAUGAAGCAGUAUGUUGGCUUGUUGGAAUUGAUCUGUUCAUCAUCCCCCAUACCAACUGCUGAAGUGCUACAGGAUGUGUCGGUGCUCUAUGCCAUACUUGCUCAAAAGUGUAAAAUUCAAGUAUCUGGUGACCAGGAAAACAUCCCUCAAUUCAAUCUCAAUCCCGACUACUGCUCCACCUUGAAGGGUAUGGUGUCUAAUAAGGGGGUCUUCCCCACCAAGGAUAACAGAUGGGUGAGUCUGGCACGCAAACCCAUGAUUGCUGACAACAAGGAGUUGGAAAAGAUCUUUAAACCACACAAGCAGAUCUGUCUGCUCAACCUGCCACCAGCAGAGAAAAAGACUGCUCCCAGGAGCAGGACUGGGAAGUUUGUUCAGACAGUGCCGGGAGAACGAGGUAACACCGUAUUUGCCUUCAACGAGACGGACCGAUCUUUGUUUCUGGAGAUCUGCGGGAUCCGUCAGCUGUCCCAGUGUGUCAAGACUGAACCUCAGACUGAGAACCUCAGACCCUGUCCGUCCAUGCAGGCCAUGGUGCACUCUGUGAUACCCUACAUCCAGAGGUUCCUGUACCACCACGACGAGCUGGCUGAAGUCUAUUCAGAACUGAUUGACAACAACAUUAGAGAGAAAAUCAAGCGACUGAACUUCGCACAGGUGGGUAAGCUGUACAUUCGCUACCAGCUGGAUGUUGCUGAGAGUGAGGAUGAGGUAGUGGAGGUGCAGGAUGUUAUUUGUCUGCUAAACGGCGAGAAGGAUCUCUACAUCCAGAAAGAUCACCUCUCGGCCAAGCUGGAUGUCUGCAGGGAGCUGGUGAAACUGUUCUGCACAGAGAGCAGCCACAGAAAAGAGCUGAUGCAUUUCCUGAGCGGCCUGAUAACCUCUCUCAAUGACCAAGGAUCUCUAAAGAGAUUCUUAGGCAAGGAGGACAUCAGAGAGCUGCCCAGUGAGGAGGAGCUGUGGGAGGUCCCAGAGCCCCCCAAACCAGUGAUUAACCUAGAGAGAGUGCUAUCAAGGAGUUACUCCUCCAUCAGCUCCCCAGAGGAGCCUUCUCGCUCCGCUCAAGAGGAUGGGGAACAGACGCUGGUUUGCUGGCCUCCUCGAGCAUCUAUGCUCAAUACGGGAGUCAGUCGCACAGGUCAGGCAGAUGGCGGUGUGGUCGAAGCAGUCAUGAAGAUGUGGCCACCUCCAGCUGGGCCUAAAGACAGAGAACCAGAAAAGGACGCCGCUGCCAGAGGAAGCAGCCAUGUCAUCCCCCAAAGCCCCAGCAGCAGCAGCAGCUACGACGGAAACCAGCCACUCAGGAGCAGCAGCCGACCUACAGAUCAGUCUGGCCUUCAGAGAGUCCUCAGCUCUCCGGGCCAACCUAACCCCUCACCACGGCCUCCAGAGUACAGUCAACAGAGUGAGACCACAAUGUCUGACAGAGCUGAGAAUGGAGAGGGAAGCCUCACAGCCUUCACACCAACACUGAGUCCUCCAGAUGCACAUCCUGCUGAGACAGCCAGCGACCAACCUGCUCCAAACAGCCUCGUCAUCCCUGAGGCUGUGGUGCUUCCCAGUAUGUUUCAGGGGGCUGCAGAGACUCCACGUCCUCCCCUGAGCCUGCACUUCCCUCUCUGGAACAAAGUCCAGCCUCCACAUGCCACUCUGGAGGACAUGGAGCUCACCUGCCAGAGACCUACCACCGUGGUGUUCUCAGAUGACCAGAUGGACGUGUCCGCGAUCGGUGAGUGGGGGGAGCAGCUGGUCAACACUUUCCUGUGCCACUGGAGAGACGGUAGCGACCCCAGACGACCCACAGACAUCCUGUGGUGCAACCAGAGCGGAGAGAGCGGCCAGCCCUACGACUUUAAGCUCACUUUUGGACCUGCAGGAGGGCCGACGGUGGUGUAUGUGGAAGUGAAGUCAACUAUAAAGAAAGAGAAGUCAUUCAUCCAACUCUCUGCCAACGAGCUGGACUUUGCACUGAAAGAGAAGGAGCGCUAUCACAUAUUCCGAGUGUACAGCGCAGGAGAUGCCCAGAACGUCCGCCUGUGUCGCAUUAAGAACCUUGCGCAGCAUCUCCACACCAAAAACCUGGCACUUUAUCUGUUUGUAUAAGUCCUUUGUAAGUUUGUGGAGAUUUUUGCACUGUAGUAACUCACACCACAAUGACAGGCCAACAUGUGUAUUCUAAAAGCAUCUCAUGCCUUUUUAAGUACAUCCUAACUACACUGAUUUUAGUUGUUUUUUAAUGUGCCCAUGAUACUAGAGUUAUUUUGCCUGAUAAUGAGAAAAAAAUGCACAUUCCUUUUCCAUUUUCCUGUCGAACGUAAUUUUAUAACUACACACAGCUGUGUGUUUUCUGGUAUUUGUACAAUUGUAUUGGUUUUUAGUGGUCAGUGGACAAACUGAAUGUUUUUAUUUUUUUAUUCCCCCUACCUCACCUUUUCUCUAGCAUUCCUUUUGAAUAAAAUACUUUUUCUGUCAGCUGAAUGACUCUGAA
Messenger RNA from Perca fluviatilis (European perch), 9209 nucleotides. RefSeq names its product protein NO VEIN. The record is from RefSeq and is a predicted model, not a curated record. Bases 95 to 8824 code for a protein of 2909 amino acids. The transcript is spliced from 46 exons. NCBI's taxonomy places the organism in Eukaryota, Metazoa, Chordata, Actinopteri, Perciformes, Percidae.